ACUGUCAACAGUUGCAGGCGUACCCCUAUCCAGGAGAGGAAGCUGGUCUUUACCAGACAGAGUCCCAGUGGAACCACAGGUUUGCUUACGCAAGACCUCCGAAAUGGAGAAGGAACCAAGAUGAAGCCUACCUGCAGUUGCAGUCCGGGGGUAAGCAGAGGAGCUCGCUCAGGCCAAGGAGGGUCGGCUCAGGGGAGACGGAUACACCCAGCCCAGCUCAGCGCAAGAGGAGACAGCAGAGAAGUUGAUGUCUCUAGGAGGAGAACACAAGGCCAGAACUCGGGCAGAGCGUUGCUGGGAGGAGAAGGAGGCAUUGUAGAGGAAAACUCAAGGCUCUCCACAAACUCCCACUCUAAGGUGGAAAUGGGGAGCGACCUGGUGGGGGAUGAUCUAGCCCUACUAGGCUCUGGAUUUCUUCAAGCAGAGGGAUCUCAGUCCUCUACAGGUAGCUUGGCAGAGGCCCUUAGGAGGAGGGGAGCAGAGUAUGACACUACCAGUAAGAGGGGUUACAAGAGAACUCUGCCAAUAGACCGCAGGUUGGUCCCACUGGUGUGUACGGUGAUAAGAGGUGCAACUGUGUUCCUGGGGAAAUCUCAGCUGGAUGGCAGUGCGCAUUUACCAUCUGUACCGACUGAGAGAACCCCUCUUCCUGGAGAGAUUAUUACGAGGGCUAAAUAUCUAUAUGGAGAUGCCUUCCCAAUGCAUAUUGUGCCGAGAUCUGUGAUGGCUAAGUUGGCUAAUUGUCAAGUUCCAUUGGACAAUAGGACGACAAAAUUCUAUUUUCCCUUAAUCGAUGCUCGCAUUGAUGAAGUGACAGCAGAUGCCUUGUUUCAAGCAGGAGUUAGGUGGUUCACGUUAGAUGGAGUAAGGGUUCGGAACAGCCAUGAGUUGGAGACGAUAGCCUUAUCCCAGGAUGUCUCGGCGCUCCUCCUGUUACAGCUAAAUACUUCUUUACCGGUGGAGAAGAACCUACAGUCAAAGUUUUUGGGUAAUGCCCUGGUGGCAGGGUGGGGAUCCUCUGCCCUGUCCUCACACUCCCAAGGUUCAGGAGGGUUAAGUUCAAUGCAACAGUCCCCGGCGCGAGAACAGCGCAGAUGGGGUGAUAACCAGCAAGAUUCUCGCAUCCAACUGUCAGCGGAGGAAGCACGUUCUCAUGGUUAAGCUAGUCUUGGCAACUUGGAAUGUGCGAGGCAGC
Messenger RNA from Chara braunii, 1195 nucleotides. The record is from the annotation of a GenBank genome assembly. Lineage: Eukaryota; Viridiplantae; Streptophyta; Charophyceae; Charales; Characeae.